AUGGCGCCAAAAAUCACUUCUUCCAAGAUAACGCUUUCAUGUCCGCUUUUUGCGGCUGAUUUCGACCCUCACAACCAUGGGUUUCUGCUGGUUGGAGGGGGCGGUGGUGAAGGACGCAGUGGCGUUGGCAACAAAAUCUCCCUUCUCGAUACGUCACGGCGCGAAGUUAUAUCGGAGGUAGUCGAAAUUGAGCUCUCCCGUGAAGAAGACUCCGUCACGUCCCUGGGUGUUUUACAGUGCAGCAAUAAUGAUGUUGUCGCUCUCGCAGGAAUAAAUAGUUCCCAGGCCGAACAGAAACGAGAAAACAACAAACAUCUGCGGUCUUUCGAAAUCACAUACCCUUCAAGGCGGAAGCCCACAAUAAAUUUAAGUAAUGGAGACCCCGGCGGUAAUGAUGCAACGACUAGCGAACCAAAGACGAGAGCCCUAUCCCAGGUCUCGUUAUUUAGGCCACAGGCGUCAAAAACUGCAGAGGGAGAGGCAUAUCAGCGGGUUUUGCGACUUUCCCCAUGGAAAGGCGAAGACUCGCGGCGUAUAGGCGCAAUCGCGACCGGCUUAGCCCCCCGUGGUGAGCUUGUUCUCUUUGAAGCAGAUGUCCAAUCUGUUGCUAUGCCAAAUGUCCUGGGACGUGUAAUGUUAGGAGCACAAGAAGAGGUGGAGGACGUGGAUAUUAUAGACACAAGCGAGGAUGGUACCUUCAAACUCGCAUACACAGACGGGCAAGAGGUCUAUCUGUCGAACGUCUCGAUAUCUUCAAAAUCCAACUUGCAAGUGAAUUCUAUAUAUAAAAUCGCCGGAGGACGGAAAAGCAGCAAAAUCAGAGCUCUGCGAUUUAUUACCCCAAGUACCCUCCUUUUGCUACAAAAUUACCACGGUCGUACCGGAUGUGAGCUGCUGGUCAUCUCAUUGUCUAAUCAUGUAUCGAAAUGGACGGUUAGCCGAAGGAGACGCCUACAUAGGUCAAUGAAGAUUGGUCUAGGUUUGGAUAUAUGUCGAUUAUCCCAAUCGUUAUCCGGAGAAAAUCAGUGUAUCAUUGCUGUAUCAGGCAGUGAUAUGUCUAUUGAGGUACUGACGCUUGAGUCUGCACUCAAGGGCCAAGUUGGAAAAUUACAACAUUACACCACUUUUACCGAUGUCCAUCCGUUUUCAAUGACAAAAAUCGCGUUUUCGACCUUCAUUUCUCCAACUCUACCCGUUACAUCGGAAGUACGGCCCCAGUUCGUAAAAUUGGCAUCUGUUAGCGUGGGAAAUACGGUCAUUGUUCACACCUUUCCUCUAUCACCUUAUCCCACUACUUCCAAACAUCCACGAUAUGUCCUUGUUAACCCCGGCCCCUCAGAACUAGCCAACACCAUAUUUAGUUCUUUAGUUGCCAUAUUUGUCGUCGCAUUGGGUGCUUUCUUCCUUCAAGCUUUUACAGAGAUUCGAGGUGGCGUUCCUCCUACUCUAGGUGCUACAAACUGGCUGAGUCCACGUCUUCGUGAAAUGCUAGCACGCCCAUACAUGUUUGAAAAUGGCCAUCCAAAUAUUCACCCCGCUACUCACUCGUUAAAAGAUAUCCCUCAAGUCAAAACCACUUCCCAACCGCUUCAGGAGCUUAUAUCUUCACUAUCACAAUCCCGGGAGGGAGCUGAUCCUGCGUCCGAACAGCCACGUGAAGCCAUUGUUGUCCACGACCUCGGGUCAGAAAUAUCAGCUCAGUCUACGGUUCUCCCGGAUAGAGGAGAGAAGGGGCAUGGGAUAGAUUACUCGGAAACUAAGAAAUGGGAAGACCUAUCCGAAGAACAGCGCAGGAUAUGGAAGAAAAAGCUAGCAGAUGCGGGGCACUGGGCACUGGACGAGGGUGAGGUUUUACUCCGCGGUGUACUCUUUGGCGAAUUAGCUGGAUUUGUUGGCCACAUAAUGGCUUGA
Microsporum canis CBS 113480 is the source of this 1911-nucleotide messenger RNA. RefSeq lists its product as hypothetical. Gene Ontology annotation, cellular component: endoplasmic reticulum membrane. The coding region runs from base 1 to 1911 and encodes 636 amino acids. Gene Ontology annotation, molecular function: GTPase activator activity; guanyl-nucleotide exchange factor activity; protein binding. Lineage: Eukaryota; Fungi; Ascomycota; Eurotiomycetes; Onygenales; Arthrodermataceae. The record is from RefSeq and is a predicted model, not a curated record. The transcript is spliced from 2 exons. Gene Ontology annotation, biological process: protein secretion.